GAUGGAGGGCAUCGUGGCAUUCCGCGAAGCCCACAGGCCACUCGCGGACGAGGCGUGGGAGCCCCGCUCCGCAAGAGCGGGCCUCGCGCCCGCGGACGAGCGGGGCGCCAGGUCCACGGGCCUGCGGAAGGGGCUGCAGGCGCUCCAGGACUUCACGAAGUUCACGCAGGAGAUCAGGUACGGCAACCCGCUCAGGGCGUGGAUGGCCCUGAAUCCGGAGGCCACGCAGGGCAUCGGCGAGAAGCAGUUCGCCCGCGGCCUCGAGCGCAUCGGGUUCAGGGGGAACGCCGUGGCGCUGUGGCGGUACAUCGAUCGCGACAGCAGCGGGCAGAUCACCCUGGUGGAGCUGGCUCCGCGGGCGGCCAGGCUGCUGGCCGAGCUGAAGAAGAUCAUCGUGUCGCACGCCGGGCCCGCCGCGAAGCUCAGGCCUUCGGUCCGCGAUGCGACCGAGAGAUCUGGCUCAAACUCGCCGGCUCCGUCGAUCAGGUCGAGGUCGAAGGAGGAGACGAUCUCCGUCUACGAAGUCAUGCGACAGCUCGAUGGCAACAACAGCGGCCACAUCCACAGGGCGGAGUUCAUCGAGGGCCUCCAGAGCAUGGGCUACUCCGGGCCAGCAGGCCGCAUCUUCGACAUGAUUGUCGAACAGGGGGCCAGCUUCCUGAAGCCCGAGGAUUUCGCAUUCUUGGAUCGCUGGCACCUGCCCCUGUACCUUUGCGUCGCAGCCGACAAAGGCGCGGCAGAGGAGCUCAAGGAGUCGCUGAAGCGCGGCCACAAGAGCCUGUUCGAGGCCUGGAUCAAGGUUCUGGACCCCGACAGGACCAUGCGGGUAUGCUGGCACGAGUUCCUCGCCUUCUGCACCAAAGCGGCGCGGGACAAGAAGAGCCCUGCCGGGCUGGACGACGAGGACCGGCCCACGUGGCCGCCAUUUGGCGCGCGAUGGACGACGACUGCUCUGGCUGGAUAGCGAUGAGGGAGCUCGACCCGGACGUGUUCGAAGCGGUGGCCACAGUGAAGCGCUGGGGCAUGAGCGUCGGCGGCGUGUCGAGAGGCCUGCGCGAGCUGGCGCUCCGCGAGAUGGCCGAGGAGGCAUCCGAGGAGCUGGGCGUUCGAUUCGCUCGACCGGGAGAGGGCCUUGCGGGAGCUGGAAAUCCGCUCCAACGUCACAAAGGACGUGAAGAUGUCCAAGCAGCGCUUCCGGGAGGGGAUAUUGUUCAAGUACGCCGGGAUCAGAAAGGAUCGACGUGUCUUACGUCCUUUUCGAGGCCUUGGAGCACGGGGACCACUUCGUCUCAAACUCAGACCUCCUGUUCCUGGACAAAUGGGACCGAUCUGGAGCUCGAGGAGCUCGAGAUCGCGAUGUCGCGCAUGAGACCUACAGAUCGGCGACGCAGCAGCGGCAGGCGCAACCCCGCGCAGGCCCUUGGCAAGGCGGCCUAA
Prorocentrum cordatum is the source of this 1437-nucleotide messenger RNA. The record is from the annotation of a GenBank genome assembly. Lineage: Eukaryota; Dinophyceae; Prorocentrales; Prorocentraceae.